This is a messenger RNA of Cryptotermes secundus, 6505 nucleotides long. RefSeq lists its product as uncharacterized. The record is from RefSeq and is a predicted model, not a curated record. Lineage: Eukaryota; Metazoa; Arthropoda; Insecta; Blattodea; Kalotermitidae. Gene Ontology annotation, cellular component: cytoplasmic microtubule; endoplasmic reticulum membrane; endoplasmic reticulum tubular network. Bases 2894 to 5839 code for a protein of 981 amino acids. Gene Ontology annotation, molecular function: microtubule binding. Gene Ontology annotation, biological process: endoplasmic reticulum tubular network organization. The transcript is spliced from 8 exons.
GUUGUGUAGUGUGAUAACAGAAUUCGUUUCCCGUGUCAUUUGUCGGCCUGCUAGUGAUGCACCAAACACUUCGUGUUAUAGACAUUAAGACAAGGGCAUCAGUUUGAACGUGACACAACCGGAUUCUGAACAUACGAAGAAUACACUCAGAGCGAUUGGGAAUUUUGGAAAGGAGUUUUGUUAUUUCUUUUCCAUACAGUCCAUGUCAGUAAUGUCAAGAAAACAAUAUAUGCCAGUUCUUUUGGCGCUAGUGUUGUUGAGAUCAUGAAGAAGAGAACAGUGCUUGUGAUUUCCACAGCUGGAGUCGAGGUUUGGUGGAAAACGUAGAGACCUGACAGAAACAUCACUUCUCCUGUGUCUCACUUUUUUUCUGCGAACACACUUUUUCUGCUGCUUGCAACGUUUCUUGCCAACUAUUGAUUGGCUGCUACUUCGUUGCCCGUCAUAAAAGCGAACUACAUGAAUAAUAUUGGUUUUGGCGGUUGCAUGCGGUAGUCUUUUUCAGGAAUUGCUGUCGCGUUUGUAAAAGCGGUGGCAGCUGGUGAAGUCGGAAUUCAGAACAUCGAUGGAUUUCCAGUGUCUUGAUACUCUGAUGUCACUCAUGCGCGGCUCAGGCCUACUGCGUACAUGUAUACGUGCACUGUAUCGAUGUGUUUGUUCAGUUCUGCUGUCCCCUGCCACAGGUCAUAAAAUAUUGUGGUAUGGCUUAUAAUUAAAUUCACAUACUCGCAGUGGUCUGUUGUGAACGUGUCGCAAAGGACAUUGAGAUAAUGAGCCCGUCAAGCUUAUGUUAGUGUUACCUAUUGCGUUGUUCCCUCUUUCGCCGCGUUCUUUAUAGUAACUCUGAUACUGGAAAAUAAUGUCACGUGUCCGGGGUUCCGUGGCAGAUAAUUGGGUUGCGGCUUAGACGAAGCUGUUUUAUUGGACAAGUCGUCCACGAAUAAAAUUCCAAUCACUCUGACAACUUCUUCCGUGUGAUGCGACCUGACAACUCAUCGUGUCUGAUCAACUGAUCUGACUGUCGCAAUCUACCCUCUUAACGUAGAUCUUCACGUACUGCCGAGAGAACACCUUGUCCAAGGUUUCUCUCUGUCUUCGACACACCGUUGGCUAGCGUAUCCGUUGCUGUGGGAACUCAAAAAUUCUGUCUUUGUUGCUAAGGCAGUUUCCUAGGUAGCGGCCUGCCAAUGUAUUCGUUGCCACUAAAGUGCGAGUUCUUGUUGUAGCCGUUGCGUAGCAAUGGAGUCAUAUAAUCCGGCUUUUAGGCGCCACGCCACAAUAAUAUAACUAUUUUCAUUUCUUUUAUGAAACUAAUGGUUCGUUGUUUUGCUCUGACUAAUUACAUAAUUCGUGAUCUUGUAAUAAUGUCAUCGAAGGUGAAAGUAGAUGUUAGAAUUACCAUAUUUUACAGCGAUGGAGCUGUCGUAGUUGUGUAUCUGUGACUUCUACAGUCUUCCAUUUAUGCCACACUGUUCAGUUUCUCUAUUUGUGGAUGUUAUAAAUUCUGGUCUGAGUGGGUCGGGAAAUGUGGCCCAUAAAGUUCCAAGAAUUAAUGACUGUAUUCUGCUCAAAAUGGAUAUUUCAACGUUACUGAUAAUCUUGACGCUAGUUUCACGAGCACCAUUGUUCGUCUGGAGCGGCCUGGAGAGUCGACUUUGAUCAUUCACUCACCGCAGAUGUACAGGCGUGAUUAAAAUGACGGCCUUACUGUUACUACAAUAAUGCAUUCACGAGGAGCUGAUGGACCUACUGAACCACGGUGACGUAAUUAAAGCGGAUACCGUUUAUGAGAGCAUUGUAUAGUUCAGGCUAUAAAGAAAUUUAGCUUGUCAGCCGUCAUUUUGGUCUCGCACUGUCAGCUGCUAUGUUAUGUAACGGCAGUUAUGUCAGUUACUGACCGCUAAGUGACAAGAUUGCAAUAAACAUUUCAUGUAGUACAACUGCAAACCAGAUAAAUGGUUGAUUAUGUUUAUCAUUUUUGCUUUUUUCCAUGUUUUGAAUUGUACUCCUCAUUGUAGAGUAGGUAUUGUGAGCGAACCAGUUGUGUACUAGUGUUAUUAAAGUCCUGCCACUGUCAUUAUCAUUUGUUCACACGGGUGGAGUGUAAAAAUAAUGUAUAAGCCAAUAUCCAAGUGCGCGGUGCGCGUAAAAGAGAUGAUGCAGCGAAAUUAAGUCUACAGAUGAUCUAUGCCUGCAUGCCUUCGGGUAUGUUUAUAAUACACUUAGGUUGUUAGGUAUUUAUAUGUGUAUAAUGUAAUUUUACCAGUCGUGAGAGUAUUACUGGAGUGUCUUUAGAUACUAACAGAAAAAUAGCUGUCUUUUGUGAUUACAAUCAGCAAACUUUUCUGUAAUUUCGGGCCAAGCUUGACAUUUUAUUUCGGAAUAUAGAGCAGUUAAUGAGUGUCCGCUCAUCCACGCAAGUUACGACAAUGACAUGCUAGGAUAUUUGUGAAAAUUGUAAUCGCAGUUUGGGCCAUGAACUGUGUGUGUCCAACAGGUGGCAUGAAAGCAGCAUUAAAGAACACGGCCGUAAGGUUAUGCUAUAUGACAACAGCUACAGUGUUACAGUGAUGGAGCAGCUGAAUGAGGACAGGGUCUUAAUAUCACCAAGGUUUCUAUAUAUUCCGUGAAAAUAACGAGAAACAACGUGGAAGGUGUCGCUGAAAUGACUGCAGUAACCUAGGAUACCAAGGGUGUUGCAUUGUCUGAACGCACUCAGCUACCAUGGAUACUUCGGUAUUACUUCGAUACAGUGUCUGAACGCAAGAGGGGUGCUAUACCUGUUGUGGUUAGUGGAGAUCCUGGUUCGGUCCUGACUGACUUCGUUGGUGAAGAGGCACAAACCACAAGUUACAUGGGCCACCAAUCUUGAUAAUAUCGUUUUACACUGUUGAUGCUCAUUACCAGAAGAAUGAUUUACAUGUUGUAUCCACUUUUCAGACUCGUCUUCGGAACCCUGUACCCAGCUUAUGCCUCCUACAAAGCUGUUAGGACGAAAAAUGUGAAGGAAUACGUAAAAUGGAUGAUGUACUGGAUAGUAUUUGCACUUUUCACAUGUGCAGAAACUUUUACGGACAUGUUCCUCAGCUUCUGGUUUCCAUUUUAUUAUGAGAUCAAGAUAAUCCUGGUGCUUUGGCUUCUUUCCCCAGCUACCAAGGGCUCCAGCAUCUUGUACAGGAAGUUUGUUCAUCCCAUGCUCAGUCGUCGUGAACAGGAAAUUGAUGAGUAUAUAGCAAAAGCAAAGGAGCAGGGUUACCAUACAGUGCUGCACCUGGGUACAAAGGGAGUUAACUAUGCCACCACAGUACUUAUGCAGACUGCCAUUAAGGGUGGAGGGGGAUUGGUCAAUCAAAUUCGCAGGAGCUAUAGUCUCAGUGACCUCUCCUCAGACAAGGAAUCUGACAUGAAUUGCAAUACCAAGGCCCUUCAGAAUGUCUCAGAUGAAGAUGAUAUGGAGGAAACAGAUGGCUUAGAAGAUCCACGAAUGUUGAAGCCUAGGGGUUAUAGUCCCCGCCGUUCAGCUUCUGGUUCAAGCAGGAUGGAGAUGUACUUUCCAGAAGUAGAUGUGGAUGUCCGGCAACAUGGUAGCACUCGACCAAGGGAACCGAGCAUUCCACUCAGUCAUAUCAGAUCAUCUGAGGAUGUAAGUUCAGGAUAUUCUAGUGCAGAGCCACUAUAUGCUGGACAUCAUGCAGCAAAAUCUGAAGGACUUGCAGCAAGCAGGGAACCUCUGGUCAGAACAGCCUCUGUAGGAUCUACACGAUCUAUGCGGACCAAGAGUUCACGUGGCGGUGUUGUUGCCAAGAGGGGGCCUGCAUCUGAGGACAGUGAACUCUUGGACAUACAAGGUGAUGAAGGAGACUACAGCUAUCAAGAGGAGUGUUUCUAUGAUGUAUCUUCUUCCUUGUCCUCUCAUGCAUCAAUGUCCGUUCCAUUUCCCAUAACUGUUACUGUAAAUAGAUCAGCUGCACCUCCCUUUCCAUUUCUAGAGCUUUCUUAUCCCUCAGCUCAGAAACAAGUAGUUGCUGUCCCAUCCAAAUUGAAUGAUAUGUCAAGUCAGGAGCAGUGCAUAGAUGACUCUGAUGUAAAAUCAGAUUCACCCGAUGAUGAAGAUACACCGUUAUAUGAUGCAGAGUCGGAUGAAUCUAAACUUCCAGAUAAUGAAUGUUUGCUCACUGAACCUUUGGAUUCAUUAGUGAAGGAUGACAUUAUCUCUACAUCAUAUCAUGAAACUUCUUUAUCCUGUGAUGUAACAUUGCUGCAGUUAGACAGAACUGCAAAUGGUUUAAUACCUGACACAGUUGUCUCUUCUGUAGGCCCAAUUUUGUCUAAUGAAUGCCUUACGUCACAUUUAAACAUAACCAGUAAUAACAUCAUACUAGGAACUUCCACUGCUCAUGCAGAUGAAACCAACAAAGAUGAAGCAUUGACAAAGAAUAAAAAUGAAAUACCUGUCCAAAAGGAAAGCCCUAUAAUAAAUGUAAGAGAUCUACCAUGUGAACCAGCAAUUUUGCAGCAUGCAGAGACUGAACCUAGAAACCUAAUCACUGGUAAGGUAGAUAUUCUUUCUGAUUCUUUGGAGGGGAAGACACAGAAUAUGGAUGUUGCCAUUGAUUCACUGAAAGAUGUUAAACCUUUCAGUUUGGCACAGCCAACACAUACACCUCUAGAAGUUGCAGAGGCUUUAGAUAUGACAUCAGGGUUUUCAGAGGUUGUGAGUAAACCAGUGGGAAUAGAAGAGCCUUCAGUUUCAUUUCUAGAAGAAGUUAAUAAUGUGAUAGAUGAUACUGUAUCUGAAACCCUGACUGCAGUAGGUAUAUCUGGGCGCACACCUACAUCUGCAGAAUUUCACUCUCUAGACAAAAUGGCGGACAUCUCUUCAGAGUCACAAAAUUCAAAAUGUGACACUGACAUCAAGCAUUCAAAUAAUUAUGAUGAUAAUAAGUCUGAUUUAAAUUUUGGGCUUGCAGCUACAGAGAAAUCAGCAACUGGCAUCAUGCAUAGUGCUGAACAUGACACUUCAAAACUAAAUUCAAAUUCUGUAAUUUCUGCUGGUGUUAAUGGACUUGAUGAAAUUUUGCAGGUAGAAAACAGUGAUGAGAACCCUCUUCAGGACCAGAGAGGUUCUCCUUAUACGUCUGUUGAGUCUCUAUCCCCACCAGAGCCAGCUAGUAGAUCUAGUUCACAGGGCAGUUUGAGGAAGGAUGGUAGAGCUGGACGUUACCACAAACGACCUGCCCCAACACCUCCUCCAAAGAACUCUGAAUCAGAAGGUGAAGACUGGACUGAAGUCCAAGAACCUCAAAUGUUAUGCGAUGGAAAUAGCAAAGCUUUGACCUGCCACAAAGAGCUUAAUGAGCAUGUGCCAUCACCAAAGGAAGUAAGAUUUGAGGAUUCAGAAUCAGCUGUCACUGCUCGUCUUGUGCUGAAGCCAGGGGUCAUGAGGUCAUUGGGACCUGAUUCUGGAACCAAGGCAGAAGUUUUUGUUUCAAGAACCCCACAAAUUAAAAGCAAAAAGCUAAAUUCAAAGAGUAAACAGGGAGAUUCAGCACUGUCACGGUUAAUUGGGCUGCCAAAAAACCAAUUUGGAAAUUUGACAUCAUAUUUCCCUUUCUGGCAUGGGAAGCAGGAGGCUCAUGCUUCAGCUGACAUCCAAAGUUUGUCACCAGGAAGUUCUAAAUUACAGAGCAGCAGUAAUUCAGCAUCUGUGGCAGUUCAUGAAAGCACUUCAUCUUGCUCCAAAAGACACAAUUCUAGCCAAAGCAGUGAUAUUAACGUGAAAGUGAUGUCCUAUUCCCCUGGGCAGAGACGCCAAGCACCUUUGGCUGAUUGGGAAUAAGUAAAGAUUAUUUACAAAUCUUAUUUAUAGAAAAAUGAGAAAGGACAUUGGUGAUGUCACAGAGUUUUGAGUAGCAAAACUUGUGCAUCAGUUAUCUGUCUACAGAUCUGAAUACUAUAAAUAUAUCAGCUACCUUCUCCUAGUUUAAUCCAAUAAAUUAAUUAAAUCUGAAACAUUUCCUUCUUUCAUUUGUACAUCCUAAAUCUCGGGAAUCUGGAUGUGGAACUUCAUUCAUGGAUGCUGAAUUGGUCUGGAAUUUCUUGCAGGGAUGUAUUAGAUUGUGCUAUGCCCCUUACUGAGGGUGUGAUGUUUGGAAAUUUUAAAAAUGUGUGUGUGUACCUAUACAGUCAUAACCCACUCUUUUUUACAGUACUAAUCAUCGUAGAAGAUACCUGAAGCCUUAACUAUGGUUUAGGGAAGCUCCCCUCUAACACUUGAGUUCUGCAGCAGUAGCUUCUAGACAUGUUAAGCAUGAUUCUGUUGGUUAAGUAAGCAGUUCCUUAGAUACUAGAACAGUAAUCUAGACUUCUGAUUUUUUUAGUUUGUCUUACUUUUGAUAUUUUAGUCUGACUAAAUGGUUUUUGUGUGAGGCCUUUAACUCUUCAUUUUCACUGUACAUGUGAAUCUGAUGUACAAGGAGCCAUGUUUCCAGAUAACCUUAAAAAC